GUUCAGUAACUGAUGGGGAGCAGGAUGUUUGUACUUGAAUGUGUGUCUGGGUGGUAAAUGUUUCCAUUCUGAUGGAAGGGCUGGAGAACAUCCUUGUUAACACAACUAUAGUGAUCUUGUCGUUUAUUUCAGAGGAUUAAUCCCUUUCACCUCAUCUUUGUCAUAGCCCUCGUUUUCACACAGCUUCUGUUUCUCUUCUCUGUUGUGUUUGUGCAACCAUGAGUCCCUGUCAUAACCUUGCUGUAAAUGUUUCUUGCUGAGGUCUUCUGUUGUCUAUGUGUUGCAGGUUUAAAAGGAAUUUAAAGGCUUUCUACUUUGUACAUCCAACAUUUCGCUCUAAGGUCUCAACGUGGUUCUUCACCACCUUCAGUGUGUCUGGGAUGAAGGACAAAGUCCGCUACCUGGACAACCUGCACCAGCUCUUCACCUGCAUCAAACCUGAACAGAUUGACAUCCCGCCAUUUGUCCUGGAGUAUGACGCACGGGUGAAUGGACCCUACUAUCCUGCUCAGUCCUCCGGUCUGUGACAGACAACCAAUCAUACCUCUCUGCUGGGGUAACAAGGUAAAGGCAGCAUGUCAAAUGGAAGCAAUUUAUGGACAUCAUGUUGCCCAUGUGGUCUGACCUCCUAACCUCCUCUUUGAGACUCUGAAGCAUAGUGGGGGAAACUCUCCUUGUGUUCUGUCCCUGCCAAAAAGGACAAAAUUAACAGUCAAAGCCCACAUUCAGCAGCAUGUGGCCUGUUGAGUGUUCAUUCUCACUCACCCACAGACUAUUUGUGGAUCUGGUAUGGUUUUUUGGAUUAUGCCUUACACCAGGAGUUCUUCUUCAGCAGUUUCCUCAAACAUCCCUAAAUAUGAAGUUAUCAUGUCAAGCCUGACAGUUGCUCAAAGCUUUUUCCAUUGUGCGGUCAUACGAGACAUCCUCAUCCAUGUCUCAGAAUACUGUCAGACUUUUCAAAUGCUGGACCUUGGAAGAUGAUGUCUGUCUGGAUUUCCAUGCUAUUUAAUUCUGUACUGUGCCACUCUGGACUGCAAAAACUCUGGAUGAGGUAAAGACUAAUUCUGCGUCAAAUUCAGUCUGAAGUUGGAAUUUCCCACCUGGUACAACGCCGUAAUAACAACCACUGAGGUCUCCUGCAGCCCCGUUCAGAAAACCCCAGGCAGUGGAUAAAAAUUCACGCCUGGGAGAUUUUCUUUGAUAGACAAAAAUACUGCUCCUUGUGUAACAGGUUAUGUCAUUCUGUUUGCUAGCUAGGUAAUAUGGAGCAUCAACUUCAGCAUAAAGACUGGAAGCAAGGGGAAAUGGUUAACUCUUAUGUACAAAUUACACAUACAAGAUACAGUGUGUUAGUUUGUGAGCUGUAGAAGUGCUGGUGGGCAGAUUUUCUUACCUUUGAGCAGGGCCAGGCUAGCUGUAGCUUCAUAUUUAAGGGACAGAUAUAAGUGCAUCAUCACACUUCUCAUUUAAUGCUUUACAGGACAGCAUUUCUUUAAAAGUUGCUGUAUGUAAGUUUUUUCAAUUGCUACAUAGCUGUUGUUAGCAUUAACAGCAGUUAGCAGUUUAGAAGAAAUGUUGUGAAUUCAGGAUCAAAGUUAAUUCCUUUUUUGCCAAGACUUGUCUCCCACAGUGGAAAGCAGCAGCAAUAUUAACACUUAUUUUGCCUCUAAUUCUGUCACUUCUUUUCUUUUACUUAAGUUAGCAUGCUAAUCAACUAACCCCCAGCCCAUCCCAUCUCAUAAUACCACUUCGCAAAAAUGCAGGGCAGUAGCAUUAGUCUAAAAUGAGAGGAUAAAGAAGUAGUGCUGACCAGAGAGCAUAUUCUAACCUCUUGUCUUGUAAACAAAAUGAUGGCUCAAGGACUUAGCAAGCGACCAAUGUAGCAAUAGCAGAAACUUACAUAUAGCACCUUUAAAUCCAACACAAAGUGGUUGGUUGAAUUUAAGGUGAAAAUGUAACUUAAGGAGUAAUGAAAUACUGCUGAUAUCUGCAUCACAAAAACCUUGCUGAUUGCCUUCUGGGGUCCAAACUCUUUGUUUUUUCUGUUGCAUUUUCUUAGCAUGAAAUUUGUAAUUUCCCACUUAAUGGUGUGUCUAGAAGAGUAGCAAGUUUCUGCAGUAGAGGCAGCUGCAAUUUCUGAACAGCAGAUGUAGGACUGCAUUUCUAGGACCUUAGUUUUUCAUUACACUGCUACCAUACAAAAUCUUUUCUACAUGUGUGUAGAACAACUCUAACCCUACCCCUACUGCUACCUAAUUAGCUAGGUGGUGCUAUCGCAAAAAGUCCUAGAAAUGCGAUCCUUGGACAGUGGGCCUGAAACUGCAGUCUCCUCUAGUGCAAGAAUAUAAUAACAGGGCAUAUAUAUGCUUUUUUCCUAAACUCACUGUACUUCUUAAAAGUUGUACUGAAAAAAUUAAUCAGCAAGUCAGUCAACAGAAAAUUAAUCGUCAACAAUUUUUACAAUUCAUCAAUCAUUUGAGUUAUUCAACAAAAACAUUCACUGGUUCCAGUUUCAAAUGUGAGAAUUUGCUGUUCUUUCUGUUUUACAUUGUUAUAAAUUUAACACUUUGGAGGUCACAUAAAAAUAAGCAAACCUAGGACCUCACCUUAGGCUCUGGAUAGGUUUCACUGUUUCUUGAAACUUUAUAGAUAAAACUGAAAUCACAAGACAGACAGUCAGACACAUCUCUUCUUCUAAAGUAGUGCCUGUCUAAAGAUACAGUAACUAGUCUUUCUCAAGGCAGCUUACCUGUCAAGCUGAGGAUCCUUGCUGUCUGCAGAAGCAUUAUACAGCUUUAUGCUGGCAGAUUUCAACCUGGAGGUCAGGAGAUGAUGGAUGGGAUCACAAACAAUAUUCUCCUCCUUUCAUUUCAUGUAUUUACUUCCAAAUUGUCUUACAAUUGUAAAUUUUAUCUUUGAAAUGCUGGCUGAGUUUUUGGCUGCUCUCCUUCCUCUGAUAGUCACUGUUUGGUUGAAUUGUUGAUGUUUCACAAGAAGGCAUCACUUUGUUUUAAAGGUACACAAGCCAACAAGGGUAAAGAAUUGCUGUUUUAUCUCACAUUCACAUGAUGAAGGAAAGUAUCAUUGGUAGAUUUUUCUUUUCUCUAUGCCAUUGCCAUUGGAGCUUCAAGUCUUUUGUGCCUGUUUGUCUGCUAAAGGAUAACUCCAGUAUUUUUAAAGUGGGCCAUGUUCCCAUGUUUUUGGGUGUAGGUGAUUGAGAGGGACAAAAAUCUUGCAUAAUGGUCACUUGUCCAUGUCAAAUAAUUGUCCACUGACAGGCUCAGACUGUUAUUAUAAGUGUCUGACAUUAACAUAGCACAAACAAAUUUACAGAUCAAGGCAGUGGUAUUCCAGCAGCAUGUUCUGCUCUGUAAAAUUACAGUUUUUGUCUGUGGAGUCUAGUGAUAUAUAGCGAUGUUUAUUAAACAAAAAGGAUGUUACUCUUUAAUAAAAUGGUCUGUCUCUGUAGGAAUCCUAUCCAUGAUAUUGUCAGACACUUAUAAUAACAAUCCAAGCCCAUCAGUGUUCAAAAAUACUCAAGUGAGGGUUCUGUUCCUCAGUCACUAAUUUCCUUGUUAUUUGCACAGUUAGCUCUACUUUACUUGGUGUUUUCACAAUCACAAGUAGUUUUAUUUAACUUGGACUACCAGACUGGUGGGUUUACUUUAUCAGGGCAAUUGCAAAUCAAAUGUACUGAACUUUCCAGCAGUCAUUAUGUAGCAAACCCCAUCUGUCUGGUACCCCAAGAGGUAACACUAUCACUAUAAAUGUAGAUUCUGUUUGACUAACGUCUGUCCCUCACUUCUGGACGUGAGGGAUUUCACCUGCACGUAGUUCUAUCUUCACCCCAGUCCUGUCUGCUGUGUUUCCACUCAUUGUCAAGAAAUCAGGAAUCUGUAUUUUUAAAUAACUCACUUCUGCUGGCAAGAAAACAAACUCCUCAUGCUAAAGCUCUUGUCCUUAAAUGUCCUCACUAACAGAUGAUAGGGAUAUAAAAAUCCUGACGCAGAAGCAUGUGACACUAUCAUACAGAGUUCGGCUGGAAACUUAAGGCUUCUUAAAUGGUAACUUACAUGUUAGAUUUUGUAGACUCAUCCAAUGGGAAGAUGUGAUGUGUCAGUUGCUUAAGGACAGUUCGAUGAAUGUUGUGCUCCAUUUUCAAUCAAUACACAGUUGAUCACCCUGAGAAGAAAAUGCGAACAGUUAAAAAAUGAGAAAAAUAACUUUAAUGAGCUUUUAAAAGCCUUUAAAUCUCAUUUUUCAAAUAAUAAUAAUAAUGAUAAUAACAAUAAUGAUAAUAAAUGAGGGAAAAACAUCUGAUGUGGUGAGAUGAUUCCAAGUAAAACCAUGCUGAAAACUAGUGAAUUUUCUUACACAUUGACAAAAUGCCCCUGAUGCUUCCACAAAAAUAAAGAUUUAAAGACUGAACAUGACAAUGUGUUGUUCAGAGUGUCAGAAAUUAUAACUAUGGAGAAUUUGAAUAAAUCUGGUGUCACUGUUUUCCCCUUCA
Molecule: messenger RNA, 4510 nt
Organism: Lates calcarifer (barramundi perch)
Lineage: Eukaryota; Metazoa; Chordata; Actinopteri; Centropomidae
Product: ganglioside-induced differentiation-associated protein 2-like
Exons: 3
Coding region: 276-527 (83 amino acids)
Source: RefSeq, a predicted model, not a curated record